Molecule: messenger RNA, 377 nt
Organism: Arachis duranensis
Lineage: Eukaryota; Viridiplantae; Streptophyta; Magnoliopsida; Fabales; Fabaceae
Exons: 2
Source: RefSeq, a predicted model, not a curated record
UUGGUUACCUUUCCCUCCUGGUUCUCAGAAGAUUACAGAGAUCAUCAAGAAACGAUAUGAUAAACCAUACAAAAAGUUUGGAGAUGUCCCUCUUCCGACAAAGAAGCUUUGGUUUAAGGAGUGGAAGAGCCACUUUCUUAUCGAUGAUGAUGAUGAUGAGUUUUUCUGGAGGGCUUUCAAGUAUAGGACAAGUAAGCGAUUUAGCCAAAUGAUGUCAGAUAUCCGUGAGGGUGUGGAUACAACCCACGAAUGGCUAAUUCCUGCUUACAAAAAGGUGUUGGAAAGGUAUUGGAAAACAGAUGAGAAAUGGAAAAAUAUAAGGAAAAAAGCAAGAGAGAAUCGAGCGUCACUCUUAGGUGGUUCUGUUCAUUGCGGUG